This is a messenger RNA of Maudiozyma barnettii, 1215 nucleotides long. RefSeq names its product RNA exonuclease (gene REX3). Gene Ontology annotation, molecular function: nucleic acid binding; exonuclease activity. Bases 1 to 1215 code for a protein of 404 amino acids. Gene Ontology annotation, cellular component: nucleus. The transcript has a single exon. The record is from RefSeq and is a predicted model, not a curated record. NCBI's taxonomy places the organism in Eukaryota, Fungi, Ascomycota, Saccharomycetes, Saccharomycetales, Saccharomycetaceae.
AUGUCAAAGCAUACUACUGGUCUUAUGCCAGCAGAACUAAAAACACAAUCAGCCCAAUUUCAAGAUAGGUAUAAAAUUUUACAAAAAUUAUACGAUCAGCUAGGAAGAUGCCGUUUAAAAGCUGAUGCACCGAGAUUAAAAAGAAUGGCAAUUGAACUGGAGCUAAGAGUGGCCAAAGCUAGUGCAUCACCCCAAAGCUAUCGUUUUCAUAUGAGUGUUUUACUACGAGAUCUUCUUAAGGAAAAAGGCAAUUUUAAAAAGAUCAAAGUUGCAGGGAAGCCCGUCAUAUCCAGCACCAAAAUGACUACUGGUAAACAUAUUGAUGACACUAUAACAAGAAAUAAGAACUACGUUAUGCAAAAAUUGGCAGAUAUGUUAAUUGACCCAAAGAUAUUGGAAAAGCAUAAAUAUAUCAUGUCGCGGAUUCUACCAGAUGAUUACAUUGAUAAUAGCGAGUAUGCUAAUUGCGAAAGAUGUAAUACAAAGUUCAAAAGAACCGAAAUUAUGCUGGAUACUUUAUGUACUUACCAUCCACAGAAGAAAAUUUACAAUAAAGAUACUAAGACCCAUGUGUUCCCAUGUUGUGGGGAAUCGACGACAUCUACCUCUUUUAUGCGAUUGGGAUGCAAAAAAGCAGAACAUCAUGUCUUCAAAAACGAUUCAUAUCCAGAAUUAAGAAAAAUAAGUGAUUUUUUAAAGACAUCUCUUAUUGAUGGGAAAGAAAAUGUUUUAGCUCUCGACUGUGAAAUGGCAUUUACUUCGAAGGGUUUCGAAAUGGUAAGGUUGACUAUAGUUGAUUUUUUUACAAGUAAGACGUUAUUUGACCAAAUUGUGGAACCAUUCGGGGAAGUUAUAGAUUUAAAUACCUUAUUUAGUGGUAUCCAUUCAGAGGAUAUGGAUAAAGCUGUUCCUUAUUUAGAUGUUAUGGACAGAAUUUUGACAUCUGAUUUGAUAAAUCGAAACAGUAUUUUAAUUGGUCAUGGUUUAGAAAAUGAUUUAAAUGUCAUGCGAAUUAUUCACCAAAAAAUUAUUGAUACAGCCAUUCUGUUUUCUGUUGGGAGAUAUAAAAUAUCGUUAAAGAACCUAACUUUUGAAACAUUGAGUGAGAAAAUUCAAACUGGUGAGCAUGACAGUUCACAAGAUGCCAUUGCAACGAUGAAUGUUAUAAAGAAGAAAAUAGGUGUAUCGAUAAAUCAAGUGAAAUGGGAUGUAUAG